Messenger RNA from Epinephelus lanceolatus (giant grouper), 2579 nucleotides. The record is from RefSeq and is a predicted model, not a curated record. Lineage: Eukaryota; Metazoa; Chordata; Actinopteri; Perciformes; Serranidae.
UGGAUGCCUCCAGAAAGCAUCAUGUACAGGAAGUUCACCACAGAGAGUGACGUUUGGAGCUUCGGAGUCAUCCUAUGGGAGAUCUUCACUUACGGCAAACAGCCGUGGUUCCAGCUUGCCAAUAAUGAGGUGAUAGAGUGCAUUACUCAGGGCAGGGUACUGGAGCGCCCCAGGCUCUGUCCCAAAGAAGUCUACGAUAUGAUGCUGGGCUGCUGGCAGAGGGAGCCACAACAGCGCCUCAACAUUAAAGACAUUCAGAAGAUGCUGUUCACUCUGAUGAAAGCCACACCAGUCUACCUGGACAUACUGGGAUAGGAAUGGAUAUGACAAGAAAGGAAGGUUGAAAUAAAUCAUACAAAGAAUACACUGAAUUAAAGGGAGAUUGAUUGCCUUGGAGCAGAACUGCCCUAGACUCACAGCAUAGUGUGUGUGAUGGAACUAUGUGAAGUAGGACUAGGAAUGGACUCUACCUUGCAUCCAGCUGCCUGACAUAUAUGGCUUGGAAUGAACUAUCGUGAAGUAAUUUGCAUUUAACUGGAUUGGAAUUCACUGGAUUGCAUUGCAUUGCAUUGCAUCACAUUAUAAUCAAAGGCAACGUCUUGGACAUGACCUAAAUUGUUGGGUCUGGGCUUGUUUGGUCCAGUCUUACUCCUUUUUGAAUAAACUCAUGACAAAAAAAAACUUGAUUGUGAAGGAUGGAUUACAUCAAACUGGACUGAACUGGAUUAACCUAAUUAUGCUGGUCUGGUAUGGUUUGGUUUUCUUACUCCUAAUAAUUUAGGUAUCAUCAUUUGCUAGCCUAUGUAUCCCCAGUCUUAAUCAGUGCACCUUUAGUUCUAUCUUAAUGAAACUUGACCUAACCCGGUAGAAUCUGGCUCAGCUUGGCUAUAUUUCAAAUGUCCUGUCCUAGAUUAUAGUUUUGCUCAAUUUAACUACUUUAACAACAAACCCUAAAUUAGAGCUGUUUUAAUUGCCAGGCAUUUUUUGUCAAGUGGUUUUGCUGGUCCUUACAUAGUAAACCAUCCUCGACUUCCACUGUGGAAUGUAUUAAUUCAGAAGGAGGAUCUGCACAGAUCUGUGAUUCUUAAACAUUUGGAUGCCUGUGUGUUCCAGGGUAUCUUACCCAUACCUGUCUGCCUAUUCAUUUACAUGCCUUGGGUUUGCCAUUAUCACUUAACCAGACUCCGUGCCCUUAAUGUAUAACUUGAACAUGUUUAUGGCAAAUGUUUUGGAAGAUUUUUAUGACUCUUCACAGUUACUAAACCUGUCUCUUAAUUAAAUCUGUUAGGGUUAGCAUUCUAUUUAAUGACCCACUUAUAGGGUGUAAGACUUACUUCUGAUGGAUUAUUUAUUGCAAAGUGAUGAACAUUAUCUUUGGUAGGUGGUUCUUAGCAAAACCACUAGGAGAAGAAGCUGCAUCAUUUCAUUUUGGAACCUUUAUUGGCAUGACUACACCUGGAACCAGCAGCAUCCUUGGGCUGCAACCAUAAUUGUCCUGAUACAAACAUCUAAGAGACUAAAAUGCUGACAAAUUAAACCACCACAAUCUAGACAGUAAUCAGUAAAAGACAGACCAGACGGUUCUGUCUUAAUGUUAAGGGAAUGCAUUGUUCACAUUACCAUCUGUAGGACAGAUAAAAUUGUUCAAUUCUGUUCAUUGAAAUGUCAAGCAAGUGGGUCAACAAGAAAGGACAACUUACAUCAAACAUGUCACAUGCAGCAGCUAAUGUGCUCUUAAGUGCUAAUCCUAUGUUUUCAUCUUCAAAGCCUUCAUAAAUUCAUCUUAUAAUGCUGGACUCAUGUUACCCCACUAAGCUGUUCACCUCUGCAAGCACCCAACCAGACCUUCCAAUUUUGAGCCUGGAAGUGUGGCCUGUGUGACUGUCUGUCGCCAUAGAGUUGGACUUAAGUGCCUCCUAUGUCUUUCUAAACACUGGGAACUCAAAAAAGAAAAAAAAAACGUCUUUCAAAAUAAAAGCACUUUUACAUUUUGUUUACAUUUUGCUUAAAAAUGUACACUAGCUGUAAACCUACCUACUUUAAGCACUCUAUGUAUUGCAUAAAAACAAACAAACUCAAAAACAGGAAUAAAAAGAAUGAUAAAUAAAAAAAAACAACCCCUGGAGAAAAGCAAAGCAAAAAUGAACCAAAAAAAAGCUUUUUUAUACCUUUUGUAGCUUAACCCGAAUGUUGAACUACCCAAGGUGAAGUUAUAUUUUCUGUUUUUUUUAAGAACGAUAAAAAACAUAUUCUAUAUAUAUUUUUUUUUAAUUUUUAUUUUAGAUCAAAGAGUGGACCCCUACCAUCCUCUAAAGCCAUUGGAAUAUUCUGCCACUGGAUAGGAAGGAACUGAUCACCACUGAAAGACAACAAUUGGCUGGGCAGAAGCCUUCAAGGAUUACUUUAGUAUAGUGUUUCAUACCUGGAUCCACUCUGUCAGAUCCUGGACAUGAUCUAGAAACAUCAGCUGUAUGGUAACAGAAAUUCUGAACUGAGAGGAUAACCAGUCAAAUAACAAAAUAUUUCUCAAAAGAAGGGUAUAUACUGUAAAACUCUAUGUCUUGAGACAUGUUAAAGGA